CUUGGGGCAGCCAGCCCCACCCUCAAGGCCAAAGAAGCCAGCUGUAUCUCCUUGCCCCAGACUGGCCUUGCAAGGAAGGUCAAAAGAUGGGCCCGCCUGGCAUUUGUCAGCUGCCCGGGGGGACUUGGAGUCUUCCAGCAGGGCCUCCCCUGCAUUUCACCACACCGCACUACACCACCCGGCAGCUGCAAGCCUUAUCCGCAGCUUGCUCUGGGCAGGCGGCCCGACCCUUCUCUUGCAGGCACCGGGCGGGUUUGAGCCCUCCCCCCAUUUUCCGAGGGCGUGAGCGGGCGGGGCGGGGCGGCCGCUAUGAGCCCAAUAGGCUUAAGUUGCUGCUGGUUCGGUGCUCGCGCCGAGCGGAGACUCAGAAUCAAGUCGUGCGAAUUCGCCACAAAGUUCCAAGGAGAGAGCCCGGCCUCGCGACACCCCCUCCCUCUCUCUCGGUAACGGCUAAACCCUCCGACAGCAGUCCCGCGCCAGGAUCUGAGCGGAGGGAGGCAAGCUCGGAGGGGCCGCUCGGCUCCUGCGGGCCGGGCUCGCGGAGGGCGGCGCCGUCUGCUGGGGCGCGGCAGGCAGGAGCCGCGAGCCCGCCCAGGUGGGCCGGCCGGCGCAACCGGGGACUGUCCGGGGAGAGGGCGAGGAACCGGCCCAGAGGCCAAGUUCUUGCAGCGGCUGAGGAGGCGCCAGCAGCGCCCGGCGGCCGGAGCAUGUUCCAGCGGCACCACCGCAGCAGGGUGACGGUGGCGCGCGGCUCCGCGCUGGAGAUGGAGAUCCGGCGGGGCCGCUUCCGCCUCAGCCUCCUGGGCGAGCCCGAGCAGGGCACAGACCUCCAGAAGAAAAUUGACCAUGAAAUCCGCAUGCGGGAGGGCGCCUGCAAGCUGUUGGUGGCGUGUACGCAGCGGCCACAGGCGCUGGAGGUGACCAAGAGCCUGCUGGUCUGCAACAGCCGCAUCCUGGCCUACAUGGCGGAGCUGCAGCGCAUGAAGGAGGUGCAGGUGAUGCAGCACAUGGCUCGACGUCCUUCUGAGGCUGGAUCCACUGACGGUCGCUUACCAUGUCGGGGCCGAAUCUGUGUCUCAGAUCUACGGAUCCCCCUGAUGUGGAAGGACACAGAAUACUUCAAGAACAAGGGGGACUUGCAUCGCUGUGCGGUGUUCUGCCUGCUGCAGAUCGGCACAGAAAUCUAUGACACGGAGAUGGUGCUGGUGGACCGGACGCUGGCCGACAUCUGCUUUGAGACCUCCGUGCUCUUCACCGAGGCUGGUCCAGGCUUUGAGCUGAAAAUUGAGCUGUACAGUGCCGCCCUGGAGGAGGACUCGGCCCUGGGCGCCACCCCCAAGAAGCUGGCCAGCCGCCUGAGCAGCUCCCUGGGGCGCUCCUCGGGGAAGCAGAUGCGGGCUGCCCUGGACGGGAGCAGCUCGGGCAGCAACGGGGGGUGCAGUCCACUGCUGCUACCCCCAGCCCCCAGCACAGCGGGGCCCAAAUAUCAUCUGCUGGCCUGUGCCCACCUUGGCCUGGCACACGUCCAGGACGCCUUUCGCACCCAUGACCUCCUCAUCACUGGCAAUGAGGAGAGCUCCUUCUGGCUGCCUCUGUAUGGCAGCCUCUGCUGCCGCCUGGUGGCCCAGCCCAGCUGCAUGGUGGAGCAGGUGAUGGCUGGCUUCCUGAAAGUGCAGCAGGGGGAUCAGCUGGACUGGCCGAGGCUCUUUUGUGUCCUGCGUGGCACCAACCUUCUCUGCUACCGGUGCCCCCAGGAUGCGGAGGGCCAGGAAGAGGCUGCCUUCACCAUUGCCAUCAACAAGCCCAAGACACACGGCAUCUGGCCCCACAGCCAUGGUGAGCGCUGGGCCUCUUUCCCUGGGCAGGAGACGCGCAUCCGGGCUAGCGAGAAGAGCCCCAGGUGCCCCGUCCGCUGCAUGUCAGUCACUAACCACUUCGGAGGUGAGGAAGUGACUCACACGCUGCAGGCCGAGUCUCCCGCGGAGGCCCAGCGCUGGAUGGAAGUCUUCUGGCAGCACUUCUACGACAUGAGCCAGUGGAAGCAUUGCUGCGAUGAAGUGAUGACGGUGGAGGUGCCGUCUCCGCGCCGCCCUCCGAUGCUGCUGCCCAAGCAGGGAUCCCUGUACCAUGAGAUGGCUAUUGAGCCGGCCGAUGACAUUGAGGCAGUGACUGAGAUCCUGGCCCGGCGGGUCUCCAACCUGGGCGAACCUGUGUGGCUCUCUCUCUUCGAGGGCUCCUCACCCGGCAUCGCUUCCAACUGCAACUCCAGCACCGGCCCGUGUCCCGCUCAGCCCCCCUGGAGUCGGCCUCGCACACUCUCACUGGACGCCAAGCUCAGCAGAUUGAAGGGGCGUGCGGGACGGCCACCUCCUUCCCCUCUGCCCAAGGCCCAUGGGCCUUCCUGUUCCAGCUCAGGGUCGUCCAGCAGCUGCAGCUCGACUCCGGACUCAGAACGGACCCUGCAGACCCCUGCCCGGCCCUGGUUUGACCCACGCUUGUGGCUGCAGUCCCAGGUCUAAGGCUGCCAAGAACUGAGGGUCUGCACUGUUCAGGGGCUUCGCCUUACAGAGACAAACUGGCCGAGGCCACAUUCCCCAUCCCUGACCGCAUUGGGGGGCCGACCUGGCUAGAGAAGCAGCUGGCCACGGAGUGGGGCCCCAUGGCCGGAGCCCUCCCUUUUCAGGAGAAAAGCACCUUGCUUUUUUUUGUAAGAAACUGGAAUAUUUGCUGUUGAAAUGGAAGAGAGGCCGAGCUCUUUCCUUGCCAGGGGCCAAGGGGCCCCAUUUGCCUUCAGCCUGGCCUCUUCCUGACGCCCCUCCCUCCUCAAGCUGCAGGGAUUUGCAUGGAGGAGGAAGCGGGGGAGGGCAGCCCUUCCCUCCAAACGGUGUGUGUGGAGGCCAGCAGCCUCCCUUCCUGUGAAUAUGCAUUAAAGGGUAUUGACUUGC
Molecule: messenger RNA, 2945 nt
Organism: Ahaetulla prasina
Lineage: Eukaryota; Metazoa; Chordata; Lepidosauria; Squamata; Colubridae
Gene: RTKN
Product: rhotekin
Exons: 12
Coding region: 87-2519 (810 amino acids)
Biological process (GO): signal transduction; septin ring organization; mitotic cytokinesis
Cellular component (GO): actomyosin contractile ring
Source: RefSeq, a predicted model, not a curated record